Messenger RNA from Spizellomyces punctatus DAOM BR117, 1879 nucleotides. RefSeq lists its product as uncharacterized. The record is from RefSeq and is a predicted model, not a curated record. NCBI's taxonomy places the organism in Eukaryota, Fungi, Chytridiomycota, Chytridiomycetes, Spizellomycetales, Spizellomycetaceae. Gene Ontology annotation, cellular component: U2 snRNP; catalytic step 2 spliceosome; U2-type prespliceosome. The transcript has 4 exons. Gene Ontology annotation, molecular function: RNA binding. Gene Ontology annotation, biological process: regulation of alternative mRNA splicing, via spliceosome; mRNA cis splicing, via spliceosome. The coding region runs from base 53 to 916 and encodes 287 amino acids.
UCGGAUCCGUCGUUUUCUGUGGGGAAUCUACCGUUCCCGAUUAACCGCCGCCAUGACUCAACCCAUUCCCAAACCGCUUCCUGGCAUGAAGAUCAGGACAAACUAUGUCCCAAAAGCUAGAGGUUUGAAGGUGAAGCAAGUUUCGCAAAUCUGUCCUCGGUGUAAUCAGCCAGUUCCUGCCUCAGAGAUGGCAGAGCAUGUGCGAAUCGAGCUUUUAGAUCCAAAGUGGAAGGAGCAAAGGGCCAAGGCUCGUGACAAGCACAAGGAUUCCAAUCUUGAUAAUGCUACUGUAUCAACCAAUUUAAAGCUACUCGCACGCACUCGGCCGGAUAUAUUUGUUGGUGACGAGUUUAAUAUUGAAAAGACAAUAAAAGAGCAGCAACAGAAGGAUUCGGAACGUCGAAAAGUUAUCUGGGAUGGUCACACGGCGAGUAUCGGAACUGUUACGCAAAAAAUGGGACAGACAUUCAAUUGGGACGACCAACUAGCCGAACUCCAGAAGGAAGCAGAGGAGGCAGCGGCAAAAGCGAAUGCAAUUGGACCAAAGGCACCGAAUCAGGGACCUGCAGUUGCAUCUUUUGCUCCACCGAGCAGUGCAAUUUCUACAUCAACUAGGCAAACAUUCAAUGCCCCCAUGGAUUCGCAACAGCAUUAUGGCUACACGGCAGCCGAAUAUGCUGCAUCAUACCAUACUUAUCCUCAGGAAGCAUCGUAUGGAACGGAAUAUUACGGAGAGGGUUAUGAUGCUUAUGGAUAUGGCCAACAGUGGUAUUCUGACACUGGAUAUUACUCAGCGUAUCCAGAUGUUUAUGCAUAUCCUUCGGCGGCUCCAGCUCAUCCAACUCCCACCGGUCUGGGAAAGCGAAGUGCGUCGGAGGUUACGUCUGAAGCUAAGCGAAUGAAAGCAGAUGUUUAGCAGGUGAACGAUUGUAAUUACAUUAAUGUACAGUAGCGCUGGACCGCACUCAUGAAGAAGACGCUCCUCAUGCCGAUCAUCGCCAUUCUGAGUUUCCUGGAAUGUAAAUUACAGUAUAGCGUGUUGGACGGCCAUGGCAAAUCAAGGAUACUCACAACAUUUGUGGCAGCAUCAGGAGUCCGAAACCGCUAGCCGUGUUCGAUGAUGUUGGAAAGUUUUAUCAUGAGUGACAACCCUCGUAUUUGUUCUAGUGUGUAGGUCACGCUGACAAAAGAUCCAUCAUACUUAGAUACUACGUCGAUCUGGUAUGGUAUGAUAUGUUUUGUGAAAGGUAUGGGCGGAUAAUAAAUUGUUUUAUAAACGAAGCCAGGAUCUGUUAUACUGGUUAGGCCUGUGACCAGGCAGAGCACAUUUCAAUAUUAUGCAAUGCCUUCUCUGCAACUGCGGCUAGGUCGUAGUCAUCCUUCGCCAGGGCAUCUUCCAUGCACUCAACCAAUCUGAAAAAGUUGAGGAUAUCAGAAGAAUAAAUCUCAGUGAGAACUUGGGGCAAAAUUCCUACUUUUCGACUCCAUCGUUUUGCGUAAUGAUGGAACGGUGGAUGCAUGAUCCACCUCCAGGAGUCGUUGAUGGGGAGACCACAUUGAUCAAGACGCCGCAGGUUUGAUAUAGAACACUUCGAUUAGCAUGAUCGAGCAAGAUCGUCAAAAUUUCCGUGCCUAUAUUGAUUGUGUUUAGCGACGAGAUCCAGCUGCUGCUUGCGGUCCACUAAAUUGUACUGGAGACUUCCUACCUCGUUGUUUCGCCAUCACUGAUCGCACAUCAGAGUAGUGCGACAGAUUCGCCAAUAUCCUCAACGCCUCCACCACCGCCUCCGGGUUAUUGUGCAAGAGAAGGUUAAUCAUAUCUAUAUGCGGAAAAAUGUGUUGAAACCAAGUACAUGUAACCUCAAAUAUGAAAAUCGUA